UGUGUGUGUGUGUGUGUGUGUGUGUGUGUGUGUGUGUCCUGUUCAACACGACGUUCACUUCUCCGCUGCAGUCACACGAUAACACAGUGACAGGCGAUCAGGAGGUGGGAGAUAUGGAGCUUCAGAGUCACUUACUUCACUACUGACUGCAUAAACCACCGGAUGGACGCAGUGCUCAGACACUAGCAGCGCCAUGCUCCACCGGAGUAUGAGGACAGGCGGGGUGGAUCUGCCAGAGGUGGGGUCAAAAGAUGUCCCUCUCAUCGGCUACCGUCCCCUCACGCCGGAAACCGGAGGUCCUCCUGGUCAGCUGGCGAAGGAGAAGGAUGCCGGAGAACGCACCUCCUCUUCUCAGGUUGAGGCCUCCCCCAUGAAUACCACUUGGUACUGUCCACUCAACCUGUCCACCGUUUCUGAGAAGGAGGAGGAGGGCAUCAUCUAUACGGUGAUCGUGAAGCCACAACACGGCGACCACAAUACGCAGUCGUCAUGUCACCGCUCGCAGUGCGUAAAGGCCGGGACAGAGGAGAAGCUGGUCCUUCACCUCCUCCACUCCUUCUCCAUGGAGGACACGUCCUUCAUCUCCAUCUUCCUCUCCACCUACCGCUCCUUCACCACCACUGAGAGGGUGCUGGACAUCUUGACGGACAGGUUGGGAUAUCCACCGGGAGACAGCGGCAGUCCCACCCGCCAGACCUUCAACAAGGCAGUGUGCACCGUGUUCAGCACGUGGCUGAGCGAAUACCCGGAGGACUUCCACUCACUGGGUGAAGCCUCACGCCUGCUCCGCCUCGCACCCCUGAUGCCAGAUCAGACGGGGUUAGAGGUCAAAGGUCGACUGCUGAAGAUCGCGGAGGAGCUCAGUGAAAAGUCCCUGAUUCAUGACGCUACUUCAAAGGCUGCAAAUAGUGUGCAGCAAACAUCAUCCCCUGACCCUUCAAAGUUCGACGCCACCAACAUCCUGGCUCUUCCCUCGAGCAUCAUAGCAGAGCAGCUGACCAAGAUCGAGACGGAGCUGUUCCUGAAGCUGGUGCCGUAUCACUGUCUGGGCUCGCUGUGGUCUCAGAGAGAUAAGAAGGGCCGCGAGGGUGUGUGCUGGUCGGUCCGAGCCACGGUGCGUCAGUUUAACCGUCUGGCCAACGCCGUUACAGCCUCGUGCCUGUGGCAGACGGAGCUGAAGACCCAGCAGAGGACGCGCCUUCUGGAGAAAUGGAUCAGCGUAGCCGAGGCGUGCAGAAUCAGGAAGAACUUCUCGUCGUUGUACGCCAUCGUGUCCGCGCUGCAGAGUAACCCCAUCCACAGACUGAGGAAGACGUGGCAGGAGACGGACCGGGAGGCGGUGAAGCGCUACGAGGAACUGGCGUCCAUCUUCUCGGAGAAAGACAACUACUCGCAGAGCCGAGAGCUGCUCAAAGAAGAAGGCACUUCCAAAUCUGCUAACCUGGACACUAAAGUCAACAACAGAAGACACACGUCCAGUGCUCAGGGCACCGUGCCGUACCUGGGCAUCUUCCUGACCGACCUCACCAUGCUGGACGCCGCGGUCAAAGACAGACUAGAGAACGGCUACAUCAACUUCGACAAACGGCGACGAGAAUUUGAGGUUCUGGCUAAAAUCCGUCUCCUCCAGUUGUCCUGCAGAAACAGCACCUUCCGUACGGACGAGUCGUUCGUGCACUGGUACCACAGCGUCCCCGCGCUGACCGUGGAGGAAAGCUACAGACUGUCCAACCUGAUCGAGCCUCAGGGGGAACCGGGUCCAGGACGUCUUACGCAUCCUACCGUUAUCAUCACGCAGUGUCCUGACACUCUCUCCGCUGUGACAAGCUCGGGCAUGGAUGCCGAUGGAAUAUUUGAUUUCCCUUCGCCUGUCAAUCAUCUACUCUCCAGGCUUGCCAAGCACAUGAAAUCCCCUUCCGUUUCCUGUCUGGAUGUCGAAUCGUCCUCUCAACCCACUGACCCCACCCCCACUGCAUCGAGCACACCUAAUAACGUCUCCAAAACCCAUCGGCGCUCCGUCUCGUGCGGAAACGCGCCGUCCAAUCACGCACCGGAGGCGGGGCCAGACAUGCGGAUCGUCAAGAUACGGAUGGAUUUACACGAUGGGAAUUUAUACCGCAGCAUUCUGGUUAGUAGCAAUGACAAAAGUCCCACUGUGAUCAGCUCGGCGUUAGAGAAGCAUAACCAAGACCCCCGAGAGGCCUCCAAAUACGAGCUCAUCCAACUGCUUCCUGAGGGAAAAGAGCUGACAAUACCCGCCACAGGAAAUGUGUUCUACGCCAUGAGCUCAGCUAGCACGGACUUCCUGUUGAGGAGACGAGGAGGAAACACGCCGGUGGAUUCGCCGUCGCUGAACAAUGAGACCUGCGCAACUUUUCCACGAAUCAAGGCCAAGGGGCGGAGGCUGGUCCGAGCACUCUUUUAACACAACAGAGACAAACAUGUGGAGUAACGUUUCUAAUAAAAUCCCAUAGUGUGUAGUAACAUAUGGGAGAAACGCUUAAAGGGAUACUCCAGUGUUUCCGUUUUAUCUUUUAACCUAAUCUCGAACUACGACGUCUGUCGUCCUCGUGUGAUCGCCUCGGACAAGGAAUUCCACACGGUUCCCUGAAGCCAGGGGAAGAAAAAAAAAAACCUGUAAUGGAAGUCUCACCCGUCAUUGUUGGAAAAUUACACGAAACGCUGCUAAAAAAUUCUAUUAUGCUCGCCUCGCCCUCACAACUUUACUGUUUCCGUAUAUAACAGCUGGGGGUUUGAAGUUUAUCGAGCAGCACAAUUCAGAAACGUGUCGAAAUCGGAGUCCGUGGUGAUCACGCGUGCACUAGACACGUGGUGUGUAGAUAUUAGGUUAAACCCGUUGGAGUAUGACUUUAACGUGAUUGACGAUGUAAAUCGGCUGCCUCGGCUAAAUUCUGCACUGGUUUUUGCAUUUCAGAAGUUCAACUAGGACAGCGACGAGAACGAGAACGAUGCCACGCUGCCGGCGUCGCGGCUUUCUACCUCGAACGGACCCAUACCCUUAUUAGCUUCAGCUAAUCCGUGAAAACGCCGCAUUAACGGCGACAAGGAAACCACGACUGCAACUCCACCACUCACGUGUCCAAAUGCACGUUAACGUCCUCCUGUGACUUUAUUUUAAGCAAAAAGAUAUUUAAAAAAAAAAAAAAAAAAAAAAAAAAAAAAAAAAAAAACUCACUGCCACUUUGUAACCAAGUAUGCAAACACGAGGUUCUGACUAAAGCUUUUAAAGAUGUCGAUCUAACAGCAACCCAUAACACUGUCCACGUUUAGGAUCUCGGUAUCCACGCGGCGAUGAAGCUUUCGGUCGUUUAUUAUUAAGGAUGUUGGAUGCACGGAGCUCACGGAGAGAUGCAACACUAAGUAAAUAAUCUCGAUUUGAAUGUGUUAUAAAUGUAAACGUGUACAGUAACGCUCCGGUUCUAGCUUCACGUCAAAGCCGUCUCUCGCGUUCUCGUGAACCCUGCGCCGCUGACGUGCGUCUGCUCCGAAUGCUCUUGAAGUCUGGUCCGAACCGAAGCACUCGAGCUCUCGGCUCAGCGCAGGGCAGAGGAACCGGGUCUGGGGUUUUGGGGUUUUGAUUUGGUAACAAGUGCUUUGUUAUCAGGUGCUCUCGCUUCUGCCGUGUUGCUCAGGAUAAGCUUAUGUUGUACAUUCACCUCUGUAUAAAUAAAUAAAUAAAUAAAUAAAUAAAUAGCUGGGUUUAUGCACAAAUGUAUACCAUCUAUUCUUGUACGCAAUAAAUUUUCAUUUUGAUA
Molecule: messenger RNA, 3776 nt
Organism: Ictalurus punctatus (channel catfish)
Lineage: Eukaryota; Metazoa; Chordata; Actinopteri; Siluriformes; Ictaluridae
Gene: rgl2
Product: ral guanine nucleotide dissociation stimulator-like 2
Exons: 20
Coding region: 194-2425 (743 amino acids)
Biological process (GO): positive regulation of GTPase activity; Ras protein signal transduction
Cellular component (GO): plasma membrane
Molecular function (GO): guanyl-nucleotide exchange factor activity
Source: RefSeq, a predicted model, not a curated record